UGGAAAAACUAGUAGUGUUUAAUCCUCAGUUGUUUAGUGUAUGUCCAGUUUUUCAAUUGUAACUUAUAAGUCAGCGAGUGUGUGAAAUCUAGUGUUGCAGAAAAAACAGGGUUUGUCAGUACAUCUGAAAAGCAGGUUCCUCAUUGCUCAUCCUGGUUUUAGUUUCAACUGUGCUCCUAAAAUGUGACUGUAAUUUCCAAGAGAACACAAGACUGGAAAUGGUUGCAACAUGGUCAGUUGUAAUACUUCCAAUUCCUCCAAUAAGGACCAAGCAACAAAUCACCUGUUUCACUUCACACAUGCUCAGUUUAGUACUUAUUCCACAAGUGAGCAAGCAGAGGCAGAAAGCAGCAUUUAGAGGAGAUAAAGCUAAUUUUGAGAUUUCUUUGAAGAUGUCCUACCCAACAACUCUGUUUGAAAUUGGUGGUGGAGGUGGUUCACCAUUUUCAUUGACCGGUAAGAAGAAUGGUGCCAGUUUAGAGAAGAUCGGGGUCUGGGUGGGAGGAUCUCAGGUGAAGGCUGUCAAGGUUUGGCUUUCAGAUGGCAGAAGAGAUACCUUUGGCAAUCCAGCUGGACCGUAUCAGGAGUACACGUUCGAAACUGGUGAGUGUUUCACUUCACUGUCCCUCUGGGGGAACGGAGCAGGAACACGUCUUGGAGCCAUCAAAUUCAAGACCAGUAAGAAAGGAGAAUUUUUUGCAAAAAUGACGAGCUGGGGUCUAAAACAAGAAUAUCCCAUUGAUAUAGGCUCUGGUUAUUGUUUGGGAGUUGUCGGAAGAGCUGGUGCAGAUAUUGACUGCAUGGGAUUCAUGUUUCUCAAUGAAGUUCAAUCAACGGUUCUCACCAAUGUCAACUAUCCCACAAUAAACCAACUGAAACCACAGGUGACCGUGGAAGAGCUCAAAUCUGUCACUUACACAAACAACUCCUCUGAAAAACAACAUCAAACGGUUGAAACCUCAAAGAAAGUGAUCGAAACAUCUUCAUGGUCAAUGAGUGUCAGCUUUACAGCAACAUUUAGUGUGGAAGUGAAGGCAGGGAUUCCAGAGAUUGUAGAAGCUUCUACAGGAUACAGUUUCAGUGUUGGAGCAGAAAGUACUUACAGCCAUGUGAACACCAAUGAGAAAACCGAAACUCUGACUACCACUAUAGAUGUGCCACCAAGAAAGAAGGUGGAUGUUGACAUCACCAUCGGCAGAGCCACGUCUGACCUGCCUUACACUGGCACAGUGAAGAUCACUUGCAAGGACGGCAGUGUGUUACAGUAUGAAACCAAGGGUCAAUACAAAGGGAUCACUUACACUGAUAUCAAAGUGGAUACUAAAGAAUCUGAUCUGUAAUGUUAAGACAGAUUGUUCUUGGCUGGGCUUUAUCUGAUUUUACCAGCAAUGUAUCACUUUUACAUUAAUUGUUUUGCUUUUGUUGUCUAGCACGUGCACACAUAGAUAUCAAAAGGGGCUUGAGCACCUGCCCUUUUUAUUUCUUGAGAGAAAGUGCCCUUUUUUUCCAAUUUAUUUUUAUUUUUUUUAAUAAAUGAUUAUAUGUAUUACAUGUGCGUGU
This is a messenger RNA of Cyprinus carpio (common carp), 1560 nucleotides long. RefSeq names its product aerolysin-like protein. The record is from RefSeq and is a predicted model, not a curated record. Gene Ontology annotation, cellular component: extracellular region. Lineage: Eukaryota; Metazoa; Chordata; Actinopteri; Cypriniformes; Cyprinidae.